UUGAUAUUUGUAAAACGUGCAAAACCCUCGACUAGCAUUCUCAUGUCUACCUUCCCCAUACCACACCUUUCUUCAGAUUGGUGAAAAAUGCCGCAGAAAACAUCGCUGGACGAAUUACAAUGGAAAGAGGUGACUCUUCCUGAUCGCUUAGAUGACUAUGAGGGUCUUCUGGACUUGGAAGAAAUCGAGGGCGUUGAUGUACAAUACAAGAACAAAGGAGGAAAUUUAAAGGAAGUUACUUAUGAACUUGCUGAUCCAUCAAAGAAGCCAAAGAAAGAGAAGCGUAAAAAGGCUGACGAUAAAGCUAGUACGAAAGGUGUUAAAAAGCCCAAAUCGGACUCCUCUGAAAAGGAAACUCCUUCUUCCGAAGAGCGAAUUGACGAGGGAAACGAAUUUGCCGCCCUUGCUUCAAAUGAUGAAAGUUUAGAGAAAAAUGUUGAUGUCUCAGCUUGGUCGAAAUGGCAUCUCUCUCCUGAAAUGCUGGGGUCAUUGUCUCGCAUUGGUUUUUCUACUCCCACUCCCAUUCAGUCACUUGUUGUCCCAGAAGCAACUGCUGGAAAAGAUAUCGUGGGUAAGGCCGCAACCGGUUCUGGUAAAAGUUUGGCUUUUGCGAUUCCCAUUAUGGAGCAUUGUUUGAACGUUUUAAAUACCAAGCAAGUUCAAGCUCUUGUAAUAGCUCCUACUAGAGAGUUGGCUCAUCAACUAUUGGAACAUUUUGAAAAGGUCAAACCAGAUUCAAAUCUACGUAUCAUGGCUAUUACUGGUGGUCUUGCCGUUCAAAAACAACAGCGCUUACUCAGUAAGCAUCCUCACAUAGUGAUUGCCACUCCAGGGAGAUUGUGGUCUGUAAUCAAUGAUAACAAUUUAACAGAAAGUUUUAAAAAAAUUAAGGUUCUUGUGCUCGACGAGGCCGAUCGCCUUUUACAGAAAAGCCACUUCGAAGAUUUGCAGAAACUUAUAGACGUAUUGGGAAACCCAAAACAUACAAAUCGACAAACAUUAAUCUUUUCUGCUACCUUGGAUGAGAAUCUUCAGCAGAGAUUGAGCAAAAAAGUUCAAAGUGACACCUCAUCUGAGGAAGCAAGCCCUUUUGAAAAUUUACUGAAACAGGUAAAAUUCUUGGGUGAGCCUACGAUUCUCGAUGCAGAUCCAGAAACAACAGUGGCUUCUCGUAUUCUUGAAGGUUUACUAGAAUGUGCUCCUAAGGAUAAAGAUUUACAUUUAUACUAUUUACUUUUACGAUAUCCUGGGAAAACUAUGGUCUUUGCUAAUGGCAUCGACGACAUCAAACGAAUCUCUCCUUUCUUGAAUGAGUUGGAAAUUAAUGCUUAUCCGCUACAUGCUCAAUUAGACCAGAAGAAACGCAUGCAGUCUUUGGAAAGAUUCAAAAAGGACCCUAAAGGUGUAUUGGUUUGUACAGACGUUGCAGCCAGAGGUAUUGAUGUACCAAGUGUUUCUCAUGUUGUUCACUAUCACGUACCUCAUACUGCAGAUAUGUAUAUUCAUCGUAGUGGUCGUACUGCCCGUGCAAAUGAAGACGGUGUUUCUAUAUUGAUGUGCAGUCCGAAAGAGCUGUCGCAAUUUAAGCGUCUUCUUUUCAAACUAAAACGCAGAUUAGAUGAAUUUCCUAGCUUUCCUAUUGAUAUGACUCUUCUUGGAGUUUUGAAACCUCGAGUCGAAUUAUCACACAAAAUUGCUGAUCUUACUCGUAAGGCCGGAAAGUUAGGAAGAGAAGAAGCUUGGCUAAAAGCUGCUGCCGAAGAGUUGGGUGUUGAAAAUUCAGAGGAAGAAGAUCUCGACAAUCCAAAACAAUCUUCUCAAAGUAGAAGAAACCAGCAAGUCGCUCAAUUUCGUUCAGAACUUAACUACUUAUUGCGUCAACGGAUUCAGACUGGUUUCUCCGGAAAAUAUUUAACCAGUGGUCUUACAAACAUGGCAGAUAAGUUAUUAAACGGACAGCAUCAUGAAAAUAUUCUUGGAACAGAUCCUGUCACUGCUUUGGAUGUUUUAAGAAAGAAGGGAAAGAAACAAUCCCAAAAAAAAUAAUACAUUCCUGAUUUUGGUUUUUGGUACGGGUUUUUUUUUAAUAUGAUUUGGUUUAUAGGCGAUUAGAUGUGCAUUAUCCUAAUAGACUUCUUGCAUAGCCGGAAAAUGUUAUAGAAUUUUUGUAAAAGACAUGAUAAAAGUUAUUUUGGAUGAACGGGAUACGUUGCUUUGGAGCCUCUAGAAGCUAUAGAUAUAAUAGGUAAAUUUCUAAACAUUAAUAUUUAACAUUGCUGGAGUAAAAAAUUAGGCAUGG
Messenger RNA from Schizosaccharomyces cryophilus OY26, 2299 nucleotides. Its product is annotated as ATP-dependent RNA helicase Mak5. The transcript has 5 exons. The record is from RefSeq and is a predicted model, not a curated record. NCBI's taxonomy places the organism in Eukaryota, Fungi, Ascomycota, Schizosaccharomycetes, Schizosaccharomycetales, Schizosaccharomycetaceae. Gene Ontology annotation, molecular function: RNA helicase activity; nucleic acid binding; ATP binding. The coding region runs from base 88 to 2046 and encodes 652 amino acids.